Coregonus clupeaformis (lake whitefish) is the source of this 1424-nucleotide messenger RNA. Its product is annotated as solute carrier family 45 member 3-like. The record is from RefSeq and is a predicted model, not a curated record. Lineage: Eukaryota; Metazoa; Chordata; Actinopteri; Salmoniformes; Salmonidae. The transcript is spliced from 3 exons. Bases 205 to 651 code for a protein of 148 amino acids.
UGUCGCUGUGUGUGUCGGCACUGCCGCGCAUGUACAGUGUGUGUAUGCACGUGCCGGCAGUCAUACGCAGGCUGUUUGUAGCGGAACUGUUCAGCUGGAUGGCUCUGAUGAGCUUCAUGCUAUUCUACACAGACUUUAUGGGAGUGGGGCUGUACCAGGGAAUACCCAACGCUACACCUGGAACAUAGGAGAGACUACAAUACGAUGAAGGUCUUCUUCUCCAGUUCCAAAUCCAGACCUUCUCACCCAGGAGAAAGUGACGACCACAUCCACUCCAAGCCCCUCCUUCCACCUGACCCUGUUCAUAUCCAUGGCAACAGCUAUCCAGAAGGGGUCACUCUCCCCGGGGCCCCCCUUUUCUUCUCCUCCUCCACUUCCCUCCACGUGUCCCUUCCCCUGGAGAGAGAAGGAGAGCCCAUACCACUGCCUCAGAGAAGGAUGUGUCUAGACAUGGCUAUACUGGACAGUGCCUACCUGCUGUCACAGGUGCUGCCUGCUCUGCAUCUGGGCUCCAUAGUGCAGCAAUCUCACAGUGUCAGUGCCUAUAUGGCCCUGCUCUGCUCCACCGGUGUCGUCUUCACACGCAUUGACCUCCACAAGCUCACAGGGUCAAAGGGCAACGCUCCAACGCUGACUGGACUAAAGAGUUAACCCAUUGUGGAUGUAUCUGUGUUGUGGAAUUGCACAUUUCUAUUGGAUUUUGGCUGUCCGUUGACACUACAAUGGGCAGUAAAAUAGUUUUCCUUCCUAGACUGGUCACCAUAUAUGCUGGGACAUAUCAGGGGGAAUACUGAGACAGGCUACUGUUCCUCUGAUACGAUAAAGGAGGAUAAAGUGAUACUGCUUAUUGCUAUGUCAGAAAUGUAGUACGUUUGCUAUUGGUUACUGUAAUCUAACAUGUUUCAAAGUACACUUUGUUUACUUCUAUAACUAAAAUGUAGCAUGAUUGCUAUGUGAGGCCAUAAGAGGACUCUGAAGUCUGUUAAGCCUUUGUGUACAGUAAGUUUACUGGAUGUAUUUAUGGAUGUAUUUAUUUAUGUGAGCCCCAGGGCCAGAGGGAGAGUUGGGGUAUGACUCCCACUCUACUAUUUGCAUUGGGGUUGAGGGCUAAGGAGGAGAGGUGAUUGGUUUUUGUGUGUGUUUUUCCUCCAUGUUUCCAUGGUAAUUAUAAUUCCUGGUGUGUGGGGGGGCGUUGGGGGACUCCUCUCAGUGUGUGUCUGAUCCAAUGAUGGACAUAAACCCUGGAUUGAUGAUGCUAUGAUGCUGUAUUGGCUAUUGAGAGGUUUUGAUAAUAUUUAAUUGAAAUAAUGUAGAACUCCAUCGGUAGGCCAUAUUGGCAUUCCCUAGUAGGAGCAGUAUACUUAGGAUGGAAUGGAGUUCUACAUUAUUUCAAUUAAAUAUUUCAAGGACAAAAUUACAUUACA